GCUCAUAUGAAGAUAGAUCUUGGCAAUGAAGUCCGCAUGCUACGGUGCUACGGUGCUACGGUGCUACGGUGCUACGGUGCUACGGUGCUAUAGUGGAGCGAACAGACGUUCUCCUUGGACGGUGUUAUCAUCGAGUCUCAACGCUCUCGGCCUCAGCUAGUGACCGUCUUCUUCUACAUUUGAGCAUACACUCUCCACGGCCUGUAACAUCUUCCCCGAGGACGUAGUCCGUCGUGCUAUCGCGACACCUCGAAAGGUAGCAUGCAGAAUGCAUUUUGUGUAUGCACAAAUCGUGCCUCAAAUCGCACAUGGUUGGAUUGAUGUCCUGCGUUGGGUCGUCGGUAGCAUGUGCUCGGCGAUACUUGGUUGUUCUUCAGCCUUUGGGCCAGCUGGGCGACUACACUACAUCCGUCCUCUGCCAUCGGUGUCAGCUUAUCACAGAAUCUUCGUUCUUAUCGCGAUCGCGACCAAAGAAGUUGAUAGCAUGUUGCGUGUUGUACUGUGACCGUUGUUCGUGUGUGGUCGACGUCCUCGGUGGAUCGUGUGCACAUGGGCCUGGUCAGAGCAAACAGCAACCCUCACGUGAGACAUAUCAAUCCUCAAGCCAGAGGUGUCGUCGCAGCCACUGUACGAGUUCGUCGCGUACAAGUGGCUAUCAGUUUACGACAGCACGUCUGGUCAUGAAUAGUCGGUGCGGGGAGCGAUGACGUCGGUGGGCUGAACGACCUCUGUGAAGCAUGCCG
This is a messenger RNA of Macroventuria anomochaeta, 743 nucleotides long. RefSeq lists its product as uncharacterized. NCBI's taxonomy places the organism in Eukaryota, Fungi, Ascomycota, Dothideomycetes, Pleosporales, Didymellaceae. The record is from RefSeq and is a predicted model, not a curated record. The transcript has a single exon. Bases 282 to 707 code for a protein of 141 amino acids.